This is a messenger RNA of Mesocricetus auratus (golden hamster), 3265 nucleotides long. It is a transcript of the gene Slco1c1, whose product is annotated as solute carrier organic anion transporter family member 1C1. Lineage: Eukaryota; Metazoa; Chordata; Mammalia; Rodentia; Cricetidae. Gene Ontology annotation, biological process: sodium-independent organic anion transport; transmembrane transport; bile acid and bile salt transport. Gene Ontology annotation, molecular function: bile acid transmembrane transporter activity; protein binding. The transcript has 15 exons. Bases 361 to 2505 code for a protein of 714 amino acids. Gene Ontology annotation, cellular component: membrane. The record is from RefSeq and is a predicted model, not a curated record.
UUGGAAAGAAAUGACUCAAAGGCUCCAGCUCUUUCAGUACCCUGGGAGCUGAGACCAGGGCAGUACCCUUGCCAGGGUGCCCAAUUCUCUCCAGACUGCCAGGAAAAAAGGAGGCCAACUGGAAAGGCGAAAGAAAGAUUGCCCCCGGGGUGAGACCAGACCCUUGGUCUUGUCUUUUCUUUCCCUAAUCUGUUCUGCUGUGCCCACCACUCCUUUGACUUGGCAGAAACACUCAGAACUCCUGUUGCCUCAGUUUCCUUUUUUUCAGGCGGUGCCCAGGGCUAUCCAGCCUUCUGCUUCACUUUUUGAGAAGAACUGCCCGGCUUUGAUCUCCAGGCUGGGAAAAGGAACAUUUUCAUAAUGGACACCUCAUCCAAGAAAAACGCCCAUUUGUUCCACAAAACUCCGGCACGACCCAUCAGAAGGCAAUCCCUUAAAGUGGGGUGUCCAUCCCCGGAGGAAGCACGACCGUGCUGUGGCAAACUCAAGGUGUUCGUGGGCGCAUUGUCUUUUGUUUACUUUGCCAAAGCGUUGACAGAAGGCUAUUUGAAGAGCACCAUCACUCAGAUAGAGAGAAGGUUCGAUAUCCCUUCCUCUCUGGUGGGAAUAAUUGAUGGUAGUUUUGAAAUCGGGAAUCUCCUGGUCAUCACAUUUGUUAGCUACUUUGGCGCCAGACUUCACAGGCCAAAAAUCAUCGGAGCAGGCUGCCUGGUCAUGGGAGUUGGAACAAUGCUCAUCGCCAUGCCGCAGUUCUUCAUGGAGAAGUACAGAUACGAGAAAUACGAGAAGUAUUCUCCCUCCUCCAACAUCACUCCCAACAUCUCUCCAUGCCACUUGGAGUCCAGCAGUCCAUCGCCAAGCUCAGUCAUGGGGAAAUCACAAAACAAAAUAAAUGAUGGAUGUGAAGGGGAUGCCAGCUCCUCCAUGUGGGUUUAUGUCUUCCUGGGAAAUCUUCUGCGAGGAUUAGGGGAAACUCCCAUCCAACCCCUUGGCAUCACCUAUCUGGAUGACUUUGCCAGUGAAGACAACGCCGCCUUCUACAUUGGAUGUGUGCAGACAGUGGCAAUUAUAGGGCCCAUUUUUGGCUUCCUUUUGGGUUCGUUGUGUGCCAAACUGUAUGUUGAUAUUGGCUUCGUGAAUCUAGACCACAUCACCAUCACCCCAAAGGAUCCCCAGUGGGUGGGGGCCUGGUGGCUUGGUUACCUAAUAGCAGGGCUCCUGAGUCUCCUUGCAGCUGUGCCUUUCUGGUGCUUACCCAAGACCCUACCAAGGUCCCAAGGCAGAGAGGACCCUGGAUCCUCAUCUGAGAAGUCCAAGUUCAUUAUAGAUGACCCUGUCAGUUACCAAAUGGCCCCUGGAGAAGAAAUGAAAAUCAUGGAAAUGGCAAGAAAUUUUCUUCCAUCACUGAAGACUCUUCUUAGAAAUCCAGUAUUCAUCUUAUACCUGUGUGCAAGCACUGUUCAGUUCAAUUCUCUGUUUGGCAUGGUGACAUAUAAACCAAAGUACAUUGAGCAGCAGUAUGGGCAGUCAUCCUCCAAGGCCAACUUUUUCAUUGGGCUCAUCAACAUUCCUGCAGUGGCCCUUGGAAUAUUCUCUGGGGGAAUAGUUAUGAAGAAAUUCAGGCUGGGUGUGUUUGAAGCUACAAAACUCUACUUGGGAUCAUCUGUCGUUGGCUACCUCCUCUUCCUCUCUCUGUUUGCCCUGGGAUGUGAAAAUCCUGGUGUGGCCGGCUUGACUGUGUCCUACCAAGGAACCAAACCUGUCUCUUAUCAUGAACGAGCUCUCUUUUCAGAUUGCAACUCAAGAUGUAAAUGUUCAGAGUCAAAAUGGGAGCCCAUGUGUGGUGACAAUGGGAUCACCUAUGUGUCUGCUUGUCUUGCUGGUUGUCAGUCGUCCAGUCAGAGUGGAAAGAACAUUAUAUUUUCUAACUGCACUUGUGUGGGACUUGCAGCCCCUACAUCAGGAAACUGGUCAGGCAUAAUGGGCAGGUGUCAGAAAGAUAAUGGAUGUCCCCAAAUGUUUCUGUAUUUCCUUGUGAUUUCAGUCAUCACGUCAUAUACAUUAUCUCUAGGUGGCAUACCUGGGUAUAUAUUGCUCCUGAGGUGCAUUCAACCACAGCUUAAGUCUUUUGCUCUGGGUAUAUACACCUUAGCAGUAAGAGUUCUCGGAAUCCCAGCUCCGGUGUAUUUUGGUGUUUUGAUUGACACUUCAUGCCUCAAAUGGGGAUUUAAAAAGUGUGGAAGCAGAGGCUCCUGCAGGCUGUAUGACUCGCAUGCUUUCAGACACAUAUACCUGGGAUUAACUACGCUCCUGGGAACAGUGUCCAUUUUCCUAAGCAUGGCUGUGCUUUUUGUUUUAAAGAGAAAGUAUGUUUCAAAACACAGCAGCUUCAUAACCACAAGAGACGGAGCAGUGGCGUCUUCAAGCUUCAGGAAGGAAACAUGUGUCUCAAGGGUUCAUGCGCCACAGCCCAAGUACUGGCCAGGCAAGGAGACGCGACUUUAGAGAAAUCUGGAAAACAAACAAACGUGGAGGUCAUUUUACCCAGUACGUGAAAAGUCUGUAAACAAAUAAAGUUAUAAUCAAAAGGAUGACUUCAACAUGCAAUUUCUCUCUUCUUUCAGAAGUAUGUCUUGUGUUUUUCACUCUAAGCCUUAGAUGAUAGACCUGUAAUAAAUAUCACUAAACAUAGGAGAUAUAGAUGAAAAUUAUUUUAAAAUGUCUUAUUUAUACAUUUCUUUUAGUUAUUCUCUUGUUUGUGCUUCAUUCUGCAUUGUGUCCACUGAUAUGUAAGAUGUACUCCUGUUGGGGGGGAUGCCUCUCAUACCUGAUUAUGACAUGUCACCUCUAAGUUGAACCACCUGUCUAGAAUACACUUUGGGUAGUUCCUAAGGAGUGCCUUCAAUUUUAGAUCUUCCUUGGAAUGCAGUAAUUGAUACAGAGAAGAUUCAUGAAUGAGUGGUCUUGGAAGAGUAUUUUUUUUUUUGGUUUUUACGAGACAGGGUUUCUCUGUAUUGUCUUGGAGGCUAUCGGUCCAGCCCAGCCUCGAGCUCACAGAGAUCCUCCUGCCUCUGCCUCCCGAGUGCUGGGAUUAAAGGCGUGCGCCACCACCGCCCGGCGGAAGAGUAUUUUAAUUUAUUAGUUUCCCCACUAAUCAUUUACAUAUGUUCAUUGUGACAUUAGAAGCAUGCAUGGUAAUAUUGUCAUUAAUGUCACCGUGCUUUAUUGUCUAUGAAAUCAGUGAAUUAAAGUAUUUUAAAACAAA